This is a messenger RNA of Leucoraja erinaceus (little skate), 4634 nucleotides long. RefSeq lists its product as uncharacterized. Gene Ontology annotation, cellular component: membrane; extracellular region. Lineage: Eukaryota; Metazoa; Chordata; Chondrichthyes; Rajiformes; Rajidae. Gene Ontology annotation, molecular function: lipid binding. The record is from RefSeq and is a predicted model, not a curated record. Gene Ontology annotation, biological process: lipid transport; lipoprotein metabolic process. Bases 845 to 1984 code for a protein of 379 amino acids. The transcript is spliced from 4 exons.
UACACUUUCUCUGUUAAUUUGUGCUCUCCUAAUUUCAUGUUCUAAACAUAUAGCUGGAUCCAUGGUGUUUCUCCCCUUUCUAAAACCACUCUGAUAAUUGGAUAAAUAUCCUUUAUUUUCUACAUAAUAUGUUAACCUUUCAUUUACCAUUUUUUCCAUUACCUUACAUAUGUUGGAUGUUAACGCAAUAGGCCUAUAAUUCACCUAGAUCUCAUUGUACUUCCUCAUCAAUAAUCCCCAUCCGCUACUUGUUACACAAAUCAAACCCCUUAGAGACAGUCACAUGAUUACUGUGACAAGCCAAGGGUGUGAUUGUGGUGAAACUGAAAGUACUCAAGCUCUCAGUAAAACAAGACACAGCCUGGGCAGGAGUCAAACCGACAACCUGAAGCAGCCACUCCCCUGUCCGGGACACUGAAGGAAGGAGCUGGUAAUCAGUAACUGUGCAUUUUGCUGUCUAUUGGUCUGUGUUACCCUUAACCAGUGCUGUCUCUGGUGUUCAGUUCACUCACCUUCCAAUGUUAUUUUUGGCAGAGUGUGAGCGGUGAGAUCGUGUGAUCGGAGCCACAGACAUAACUCUAGUGAGAGGUAAGGACAAGAGAGGGGACGGACAUCGGCAGCAGCUGUAGGAUUGCCACGACGGAGGUAUAGAAGGAGGGCCAGCAACAGUUCAGGAUCGACAAUAAACACGUGUUGUCACCAAAGCCCACAUCCUGUGAAUGAACCAGUGAUCGAUGUUCAGAACUGACAUCUUGCAGUGAGGAGGAGCGAUCCAUUAUCACAGUUCAAUGCGAUGGAGGUGGGUUUGCGCAAUUGAAAUGUUUCAGGAUCCAGGUAACAAAGAAUGCAACGUGAGGAAAUUGUGAAAAUGUCAACAACUCAAAUUUCAGAUCACUUUUGCUGGAACCAACAUGAACUAAAGAGAACAGAGACCAUACAACACUUUGUAAAUCAGUUUUCUAAGUGGCAAUGUCGAAUGACGGGAUAUAUACGUGAACUACAAGAGAUUGCAAACAGUAUUGAUCGGUAUCACAAAGGUGCCACAAUUGCAAAUGUCACAGGGUCUUCUGCAGGUGCUGUAGGAGGUGUGCUUACGUUUGCAGGAAUAAUUGCUGCUCCUUUCACUGCUGGCAGCUCCCUGAUACUCACUGCAGUGGGAGCGAGCAUAGGAGGAGCUGGUGUUGUCACUAACUUGACAGCUAGCAUCACUGAAUAUGUUACACGGUCAAAGAUGCAGAAAAGGGUAGAUGAGAUCAUCAGACAAUAUAAAAAUGAUUGGAAAGUUAUAUCAGCACACUUGACGACCAUCGACAGUAAUCUCCAGUUCCUGUGUCUUCUUAGUGAGGAAGAAAAUACCGAAUGUGAUUGUAAUGAAGGCACAACAGGGGAUUGUCAAAGGAACAGCAAAGUAAAGCAAGUCACCAGUAAACACAGGGAAAAUUAUUUGCCCAAAGUUAAAGAUAGAUUAUAUUUACAAGGGGUUAGGGAGGAAAGGAAUAUUUUCAACAAAUGCAGGAAAAAGUAUUUUGAUGAAGUUAAAGCUGGAUUACAAUCUGGUUCCAUCGGCGUUAACACAUUUAAACUGACAGCAUCAAUCAUGGGCAAACAAGUCUUACGCAAAUCUCCUGGCCUUAGCAAACUAGCUGAGAAGUUAACAUCUCUGAGUCACAAUGCUCAAAGAACACAGUAUGCCCUGGAAACUGGGAAAGUGAAACAACUGCUUUAUGGAACUCCUCUAGCUUUGUCCAAAACUACAAGAGCUGUUUCAGGAGUUGUGGGAGCACUCUUUAUAGUCUGGGAUAUCUACUCUAUAACUAAGGAUUCUAUUGAGCUGAGCAAAGGAAGUAAAACUGAAGUAGCUAAAAAGUUACGAGAUGAUGCUCAGAAGAUAGAUGAUGCGUUAAACCUGUAUGAGGACAUAUGCCAGUUUCUAAAAAGGUUCUUGAGAGAGACUGGGACAUUGGAUAAUGAAGUCCAGAUUUGAACAGAAAAAGGAUGAAAAUUGUUUCUUCAUUUCCAGUGGCAUUGGACUUAGAUCAUAGGAUACUACAGUAAGGGAUCAAGCCCUUUGGUCCACAAUGUCUGUGCCAAACAUGAUGCCAAGAUAAACUGAUCUCAUCUGAUUCAUACUCCCCCUUUCCCUACAAAUCCAAAAACCUCUUAAACACCACUAUCCUAUCAUCGUCACCACCAACCUUGACAGAGAAUUCUAGGCAUCUAUCACCAUCUAGGCAACAUUCAAUAGACAAUAGGUGCAGGAGUAGGCCAUUCAGCCCUUUGAGCCAGCACCGCCAUUCAAUGUGAUCAUGGCUGAUCAUCCCCAAUCAGUACCCCGUUCCUGCCUUUUCCUCAUAUCCCAAGACUCCGCUAUCUUUAAGAUCCCUAUCCAGCUCUCUCUUGCCUGCCUCCACCACCCUCUGAGGCAGAGAAUUCCAGACUCACCACUCUGUGAGAAAAAGUGUUUCUUCGUCCAAGUAUUGAGUACUUGCCAUGAGAGAUCUAAUUGAAAAGCGUUUGCUCGUCUUCGUUCUAAAUGGCUUACCCCUUAUUCUUAAACUGUGGCCCCUGGUUCUGGACUCCCCAACAUCGGGAACGUUUCCUGCCUCCAGCGUGUCCAAACCCUUAACAAUCUUAUAUGUUUCAAUAAGAUGCCCUCUCAUCCUUCUAAACUCUAGAGUGUACAAGCUCUGCUGCUUCAUUCUCUCAGCAUAUGACAGUCUCACCAUCCCGGGAAAUAACAUUGUAAACCUACGCUGCACUCCCUCAAUAGCAAGAAUGUCCGUCCUCAAAUUAGGGGACCAAAACCGGACUACUCCAGGUGUGGUCUCACAUUCCCCGCAUGUCUCCUUUAAACUUUGCCCCCCUCCCCCUCACAUUAAAGCUAUGGCCUCUGGACAUUGACCUUUCAACUUGGGCAAAAGUUCCGACUGGAAUCUCUCUCCAGGGUACUUUCUUUGUAGUUACUAUAUGCCACUUUGUCCCACCCAUCAUUCCUUCUUAUCCCCACUCCCAACAGACAGAAGGUAAGUUCAUAAGUCACAGGAGUACAAUUCAGCCAUUUAGCCCAUCAAGUCUACUCCACAAUUCAUUCAUGGCUGAUCUAUCUUUCCCUCUCAAAGCUCUUACAGAUAGCAGAGUUAAGGGAUAUGGGGAGAAGGCAGGAACGGGGUAAUGAUUGUGGAUGAUCAGCCAUGAUCACAGUGAAUGGCGGUGCUGGCUCGAAGGAAUGAAUGGCCUACUCCUGCACCUACUGGGUUGUCUAUUGCCUAACCCAUUCUCCUGACUGCUCCCCAUAACCCUCCACACUCUUACUGAUCAAGAAUCUGUCAAUCUCCACCUUAAAAAUACCCAACGACUUCACCUCCACAGCCGUUUGAGACGACUUCCACAGAUUCACCACCCUGACUAAAGAAAUUUGUUCUCAUCUUCUUUCCAAAGGUAUGUCCUUUUGUUCUGAGGCUAUGUCCUCUGCACUCUUGUAAGACUUAGUGCAGUUCUCCUCCAUCUUAUUUAGCUUAUUUAGCCACAUUAGCUAUAACCUCCAUUUUGUACGCAGCAUGCUGGUAGCAUUUUAAAAUAUUAGCCACUACAGAAAUCUGCAAAAGCCUGUGAAUACAGAAGCCUAUGAAGGUGACCUUCACUGUCUCAGUGAGGGUGGAGAUAAGAGCCGUUCCCAGCCGUCUACAGGGCUCGAAAUUAGAGGUUGCCCGGGUGCCACUGACCACUCAAAGUGCUGCCGGGCAACCUAAACGGCGAGUCAUUUUGCCCGGCUUGGCAACUUGGUUUAUACCGAAGAUAUACUGUGGGAAAGAUGCUAAGUGUGGCGUGAUGGAGGGUCGGAACGAAUGACGGGCCCCGCACAGCAGCAGCGGCGGCUCCAUCUCCUCCUCCUCCUGCACCCCGCCCGGCCUGAUAACGCUAUAGGAUCUUUGCUGUUAGCGGCCGCUGCUGCCACUCCGCCAACGGCGGUUUCAAAACAAACCCUUGGAGGAGGGAGGUGUCGGUCAGAGGCGGAAGUAGUAGAGGGGAGUGGGGGGGGGGGGGGCUGAGGGUAGAGCACGGUGAUUGGAGGAGGGAGACGUGCCAAAACACUCUCAGCAGCCCUGCACUGCAGCCAGGAUUGAUCCCAGUUUCCGGCGCUGCAAUUGCUGCCGAACCGCCACUGAACCAUCCCCGUCCGAGAACCCCCCCAUGCCCGGUGGAAGGCCAGAGACGCCGGGAGUCAAACAGGAGCGGUGCCCCCAGGCCGACAGCCAGCGACGCACCAACUCUGCCUGUCCAUGUGUGGAUUGAGAUAGGGCUGUAUGCGAGACAGGCAGAGUUGAGCUGCAUUUAGCGCUGGAUUGAGCUGAAAUUACCGUUCGCAGGGCCUCCGAAGCCUCGCGUGUGUGUGUGUGUGCGUGUGUGUGCGUGCGCAUGCAUGCGCGGCCGCCAAGAUAUUCUGUCCCCGGGUCCCCUCCAUAUUUUUAGUGAUUUGAGCGAUGAUGCCGGUGUUGUCCGAGGAGCGCUGACCUUCCUUCCCAUCUCCUCUGCCCAUUCCUCUCUCUCUCUCUCUCGUACGCCCCCCUCCUCUCCAUCCCGCACUGAUCCCCAUUCCUGCCUCUAUUCAGCCCUCACUGACAUCCCCUGUGCUC